Molecule: messenger RNA, 1524 nt
Organism: Fonticula alba
Lineage: Eukaryota; Rotosphaerida; Fonticulaceae
Product: TKL protein kinase
Exons: 3
Coding region: 1-1524 (507 amino acids)
Biological process (GO): protein phosphorylation; signal transduction
Cellular component (GO): cytoplasm
Molecular function (GO): ATP binding; protein kinase activity
Source: RefSeq, a predicted model, not a curated record
AUGCCGGCGGAGCCGCCCUCCCGGCGCCCCCCGCCGGUUCGUGUCCGUCAUGUCCGGCGGGCUUUCCUCCUCCUGGCGAUGGCCUGCCUCUGGGUAUUGCUGCCGGGUGCGGCCGCAGCCCCUCCCGGGUUGGACGCCCUGCUGUCGGGUCUCACGGCGGCCAGCGUGGCCGGCAUGUCCCGGCCCGAGGCCGACGCCAUGGCCCUGGCCCUGCGGGCCGCCGGCGGCGACCAGCGCAUGGUCCUGGCCCUGUACUAUGGGCUGCACUUCAACUGGGACGCCGGUCGCCGGGUCGAUGCCCUGGCCGGGCCGCCGGUCUGCCCGGCCUCCUGCCCGGGCAAUUGCGACCAGUACGGCUGCAUCAGCUGCCCCCACGGCAUGGGGAUGGCCUUCGGCGGCGAGGGCACACUCUGCACCCAGAGCACGGAGCUGUGCCAGCUCCAGAUGAUCCCCCCUGAUGAGGGGGCUCCGGUGGACCCGGACGCCGAUGGCGCCAUCGGCAUCUUCUGCCCGCCCGGCUGCAUGGUCUAUGACAGCUCCUCUCGUCGAUGCAUCCAGUGCUAUGAUGGGUAUUCCCAGAUCGGCGACCUCUGCGUCCAGUGCCCUUGGGAAUGCCAGGUAUGCCUGACGGCCGACUUCGCCCCCAUCGACGGGCCCCUGGGCAGCGGCGGCCAGGCGCGCGUGUUUGCCGCGCGCGCCAUCGGCACCGGGGUGUCCACGCGCCUCGGCUGCCCGGACACCGUGGCCAUCAAGCAGCUGAAGGCCGACAGCCUGACCCCGCUGCAGGUGGCCCUCUUCCAAAAUGAGAUUGCCCUCAUGUGGCUCCUCCGCGACCAGCCGCACAUCGUGCGCAUCUACGGCUUCUGCGACCAGCCGGCGGCCAUCAUCAUGGAGCGCUUCGACACCGACCUGGCCGGGCUCCUGCACUCGGCCGUGGACCUGCCGCUGCGCACGCGCCUCCACCUGGCCAACCAAUGGGCCACCGGGCUGGAGGCCAUGCACGCCCAGGGGAUCGCCCACUGUGACCUGAAGCCGGGCAAUGUCCUCGUCAGCCGGUCGGCCGGCGGCUGGCGCGCGGCCCUCGCCGACCUCGGCACCAGCCGCAACCUCCGCACCGACCGGGCCUCGGCCCUGCUGGUCACCGUGCCCCAGCUCAAUGCCCUGUCCUCGCGGUAUGCCGCGCCCGAGGUGCUCGAUGCCUUCCACCGGCGCCGCGCCAUGGAUGCGGACCUCUACCUCCCGGCGGAUGUCUACUCCGCGGCCGUCCUCCUGUGGGAGUGCCUCGCCCGCGCGGCCCCCUGGCAGGGCCACUCCUUCGCCCAGAUUACCGAGCAUGUCCAGGCCGGCCAGCGCCCCGAUGACCGCCUGGCCACCGGCCCCGUGGCCGACACGGCCCCGGACCUGGCCCACACCCUGGCCCACACCCUGGGCCUCCUUUGGGCACCGGACCCCGCGGCCCGGCCCCCGGUGGCCAGCCUCCGGCACACGGUCGCCACCCUGGCCGUCAUGCUUCCCGACCCGUGA